AUGGCCAAUCCCAAGGUCUUCUUCGACGUUACCGCUAACGGUCAACCUCUUGGUCGUAUUGUUUUCAAACUUUAUACUGAUGUAGUCCCCAAGACUGCCGAAAACUUCCGCGCUCUUUGUACUGGUGAAAAAGGUUUUGGUUACAAGGACUCCAUCUUUCAUCGUGUCAUUCAGCAGUUUAUGUUGCAAGGUGGUGAUUUCACCAACUUUAACGGCACUGGUGGCAAAUCCAUCUAUGGUAGCAAGUUCGCUGAUGAAAACUUCAAAUUGCAACACUCUAAACCUGGUCUUUUAUCCAUGGCCAAUGCUGGUCCCAAUACCAAUGGUUCGCAAUUCUUCAUCACCACUGUUCCCUGUCCUUGGUUGGAUGGCAAGCACGUUGUAUUUGGUGAAGUCGUUGAAGGUCUCGGCUCUGGUUCUGGCAGGACUCAAGCUGAAAUCAAGAUCGAGAACUCUGGAGAACUGUAA
Molecule: messenger RNA, 468 nt
Organism: Halteromyces radiatus
Lineage: Eukaryota; Fungi; Mucoromycota; Mucoromycetes; Mucorales; Cunninghamellaceae
Product: cyclophilin-like domain-containing protein
Exons: 5
Coding region: 1-468 (155 amino acids)
Biological process (GO): protein folding; protein peptidyl-prolyl isomerization
Molecular function (GO): peptidyl-prolyl cis-trans isomerase activity
Source: RefSeq, a predicted model, not a curated record